Cladophialophora yegresii CBS 114405 is the source of this 942-nucleotide messenger RNA. RefSeq lists its product as uncharacterized. NCBI's taxonomy places the organism in Eukaryota, Fungi, Ascomycota, Eurotiomycetes, Chaetothyriales, Herpotrichiellaceae. The transcript has a single exon. The record is from RefSeq and is a predicted model, not a curated record. The coding region runs from base 1 to 942 and encodes 313 amino acids.
AUGUCUCAAAGGAUCAUAACUGUGUUCGGCGCAACAGGCAACCAAGGUGGGAGCACAGCCAGUGCGAUUUUCAACAACUCCAACUUGGCUUCCAAGUACAAAGUCCGGGCCAUCACUCGGGACCCCUCCAAGCCAGCGGCACAAGCUCUUGCAUCAAAGGGAGCUGAGCUUGCCCAAGCCGACAUCAACGACAUCGAGAGCGUCAAGGCGGCUGUGGCAGGUGCCUACGGUGUUUUCGCGGUCACCAAUUACUGGGAAACCCAGGACAAGAACGCCGAAAUCAAGCAAGGGAAGAAUGUCGUUGACGCGUGCAAGGCAGAGGGCGUGAAACAUCUCAUCUGGUCAACAUUGCCGCACACGGGCAAAUUAACCAACGGCGAGCUAAGCAAGAUUGAGCACUUCGAGUCAAAGGCUGAGGUUGCCGAGUACGCUGAGCAGGUCAAAGGUGACAUGCUCGUCUCGUACUUUAUGCCAGGCUACUUCAUGUCGAACUUGACAAAACAAUUCAAGCCGGACGACUCGGGGAUCCCCACAUUGAGUUUGCCAUGGAACGCAAAGACUACGUGGGUGCCUAUGCUCGAUAUUCAGAAGGAUACCGGGUUGUUCACCAUGGGUCUCCUCGAGGCUGGUACAGCUGCGAACGGUGUCUACGUCCAAGGUGUCAGCGAAUGGCUUCACCCACAAGAAUUCGUUGAUCAACUCGCGACGGUCAACGGCAAGGAUAUCAGAUUCCAGGAGGUGCCAGCUAGUGUUGAGUCGAUAGCCAAGAUCGGCAACAAGGUCGCAGAAGAACUUCAGGAGAACAUGCUCCUCAUCCGAGACUGGAGCUACUAUGGCAAGGGCGCUGAGAAGAGUCAGGCCGAGAGCGACAAGUUCCUGCUCCCAGGCUCGAAAAAGGUCACAUGGAAGGAGUUUGCUGAGAAUAACCAGUGGCCAUUUUGA